AUGGCUCAAGCCAACAACGAUAUUUCUCUUCGUAUUAUAGAAGACGAAGAAGAAGAGAACCGAGCCUAUGCCACCCAAUUAUUAACCUCCCUUUCACUACCCAUGACUAUGCAGGCAGCCAUCGAUCUCAACGUAUUUGAGAUCAUAUCUAAGGCCGGUCAUGGCGUGAUGCUCUCCCCUUUAGAGAUUGUAUCUGAAAUCCCUUGUAAGAAUCCUAUUGCACACGUCAUGCUUGAACGAAUACUCAAGCUUCUCACUAGCUUCAAUGUUUUGACAACAACUACCACCAAUGGCGAGCCACGAUAUGGAUUGGCUCCUGUGGCGAAAUAUUUUGUGAAGAACGAAGGAGUUUCCUUUGCACCAUUCAUGACAGCCUUUCAUGACAAGGUCAUGGUUGGAAGCUGGUUAGUAUUGUUUGUUCUACAUUAA
This is a messenger RNA of Impatiens glandulifera, 429 nucleotides long. RefSeq names its product caffeic acid 3-O-methyltransferase 1-like. The record is from RefSeq and is a predicted model, not a curated record. The transcript has a single exon. Bases 1 to 429 code for a protein of 142 amino acids. Lineage: Eukaryota; Viridiplantae; Streptophyta; Magnoliopsida; Ericales; Balsaminaceae. Gene Ontology annotation, molecular function: S-adenosylmethionine-dependent methyltransferase activity; O-methyltransferase activity; protein dimerization activity. Gene Ontology annotation, biological process: methylation.